Molecule: messenger RNA, 5579 nt
Organism: Xyrauchen texanus (razorback sucker)
Lineage: Eukaryota; Metazoa; Chordata; Actinopteri; Cypriniformes; Catostomidae
Product: zinc finger protein 91-like
Exons: 13
Coding region: 12-4382 (1456 amino acids)
Biological process (GO): regulation of transcription by RNA polymerase II
Molecular function (GO): DNA-binding transcription factor activity, RNA polymerase II-specific; RNA polymerase II cis-regulatory region sequence-specific DNA binding
Source: RefSeq, a predicted model, not a curated record
AAUACAAGAAGAUGAAAGAAGAGCUGACAGCGCUCAUUCCGAUGUUCAUCAUGAGAGAGCAGGUGGAUGUGAUCUGCUGUAAAUCAGUAGGAACUGAUCUGUCCAUGCUGGAUAUUGAUGAUUUCAUCACAGAAAUCUCUCAGCUGAAGAAAGAGGUGACGUCACUGAACGCAAAGCUGAAGGAGAGAGAUGACAGGUUACAGGAGCUGGAAAAGGUUUCCUGUCAAUCUUCAGUGUGUGUGACUGAUGGGACCUCCACAGAAUGUCAGGAUUCAGUGUGGAGCGGCAGAGAUCAGUCCACACCACAGCGGCUGCUGGACAAACUCUCUGAACAGAGAUCCAGAGACACACAGGACUCACAGCUCACUUUACUCUGUUCUACUGAUGCUCAGGAGAGUGUGUGUGACAGUAAUCAGGGUGAUCAAACCUCCACAGAGUCUCUGACUUCUGUCUGUAACGCUGGAGAACAGCAGAUGCUGCAGACACCAGUGAAGAUUGAAGUGAAGCAGGAGAUAAAAGAAGAAAACAUAGCAGAGGAAGAACAGAGUGAUGAAGAUGAUGAUGAGGCCUCAACAGAUAAAGAACAGAGUGAUGAAAUUCAUGAUGAACAGCAGAUGUUGCAGACAUCAGUGAAGAUUGAAGUGAAGCUGGUGGAGAUAAAAGAAGAAAACACAGCAGAGGAAGAACAGAGUUAUGAUGAUGAAGAUGAUGAUGAGGCAUCAACAGAGAAAGAACAGAGUGAUGAAGAAGAUGAAGAUGAACAGAAGAUGCUGCAGACACCAGUAAAGAUUGAAGUGAAGCUGGUGGAGAUAAAAGAAGAAAACACAACAGAGGAACAUCAGAGUGAUGAUGAUGAUGAUGAUGAUGAGGCAUCAACAGAGAAAGAACAGAGUGAUGAAGAUGAUGAGGAUUUUAUUCCUUCAGAGCUGAUGGAAGAGCAAGAGGAACAUCAAGAACUGGAUGAAGUGGAGAAACAUCAGUAUCAGAAACAUGAUUUUAUAAUUGGAGAAAUGUCUUUGAGUUGCUCAAAGACAGAAAAUAAUUUCUCACAAAAAAAUCCUCGAAGAAGAGCCCCCAAAAAUACCUUCACCUGCUCUCAGUGUGGAAAGAGUUUCAAAUGUAAAAGCAGUCUUAAUAAACACAUGAGAGUUCAUACUGGAGAGAAGCCUUAUAUGUGCCAUCAGUGUGGAAAAGGUUUUGCAUAUGCAAAUGAUUUCAAGAUUCAUCUCCACCGUCACUCUGGAGAAAGACCAUUUGAAUGUGAUCAGUGCGGUAAAACAUUUGCUGUGAAUGCAGGCCUAAAACAACAUCUGAAAACUCACUCAAAAGAGAAGCCUUACAAGUGUUCUUCUUGUGGAAAGAGUUUUGCACGCCUGUUCUAUUUUAAAGAGCACCAGAACAUCCAUACCGGUGUGGUAGCUCAUAAGUGCUUUGAAUGUGGGAAGACCUUUAUUACAGCGGACAACUUGAAAACGCACCAACGAAUUCAUACUGGAGAGAAACCUUACAAGUGCUCACACUGUGGAAAGAGUUUCAUUCAGUCAGAAAGCCUGAAAUCACACGAGAGAAUUCAUACUGGAGAGAAACCAUACAAGUGCUCACACUGUGGAAAGAGUUUCAUUCAGUCACAAAACCUGAAAACACAUGAGAGAAUUCAUACUGGAGAGAAACCAUACAAGUGCUCACACUGUGAAAAGAGUUUCACUCGGUCAGGCCGCCUAAAAACACAUGAGAGAAUUCAUACUGGAGAGAAACCUUACAACUGCUCACACUGUGGAAAGAGUUACACUCAGUCAGAUAACCUAAAAAGACACGAGAGAAUUCAUACAGGAUACAGCGACGAGCUGACCAAUGAUAUGAAGACCCCGCAGCUCCAGCAGACCGGCCCAGACUUCAUGCCCAGACCCCUGGCAGCGGAUUCGCCAGCCUGUUGGGAAGAACGGAUAGGGUUGGGGACAGCCAACAGGAUGAACAACGGAAGUGGAGAACCGUUUUUGGUUAGGGAGUUCCCCAUUUCCGGGGAACAAGAACAGGAUGAAGGGGGGAGGGAGAGGGAAGAAAUCUCUCAGCUGAAGAACGAGGUGACGUCACUGGAGAAAGAGGUGACGUCACUGAACGCAAAGCUGAAGGAGAGAGAUGACAGGUAUCCGGUAUGCUCCUGCUUGAUUGGGGCGCCCUGUGGCUCAUGUGGGAAUCUUGGAAAUACCCAGGACCACCACAGCUCCAGCAGACCAGCCCAGACUACAUGCCUGCACCUGUGGCAGCAGAUUAACCAACCUGUGGGAGAGAAUGGAGAGGAGCUGAUGGAAGAGCAAGAGGAACAUCAAGAACUGGAUGAAGUGGAGAAACAUCAGUAUCAGAAACGGCAUGAUUUUAUAAUUGGAGAAAAGUCUUUGAGUUGCUCAAAGACAGAAAAUAAUUUCUCACCAAAAAAGCCUAAAAGAAGAGCCCCCAAAAAUACCUUCACCUGCUCUCAGUGUGGAAAGAGUUUCAAAUGUAAAAGCAAGCUCAAUGCACAUAUGAGAGUUCAUACUAGAGAAAAGCCCUUCACAUGCCAUCAGUGUGGGAAAAGUUUUGCAUAUGCACACGAUCUCAAGACUCAUCUCCACCGUCACUCUGGACAAAGACCAUUUGAAUGUGAUCAGUGCGGUAAAACAUUUGCUGUGAAUUCAGGCCUAAAACAACAUCUGAAAACUCACUCAAAAGAGAAGCCUUACAAUUGUUCUUCUUGUGGAAAGAGUUUUGCACGCCUGUUCUAUUUUAAAGAGCACCAGAACAUCCAUACCGGUGUGGCGGCUCAUAAGUGCUGUGAAUACUGCAACCACCACCGGCACUGUGGACACCCACUGCGAGCGCGGCCACUUCAGGGCUCUGGCCAUGUGCUUCAAGAGCUCCAGCUGGACAAACUCUCUGAACAGAGAUCCAGAGACACACAGGACUCACAGCUCACUUUACUCUGUUCUACUGAUGCUCAGGAGAGUGUGUGUGACAGUAAUCAGGGUGAUCAAACCUCCACAGAGUCUCUGACUUCUGUCUGUAACGCUGGAGAACAGCAGAUGCUGCAGACACCAGUGAAGAUUGAAGUGAAGGAGGUGGAGAUAAAAGAAGAAAAUAUAGCAGAGGAACAACAGAGUGAUGAAGAUGAUGAGGAUUUUAUUCCUUUAGAGCUGAUGGAAGAGCAAGAGGAACAUCAAGAAAUGAAUGAAGUGGAGAAACAUCAUGAUUUUAUAAUUCAUAACGCAAUUGGCAAUUCAAAGACAGCAAAACAGCCUCAAAGAAGAGCAGCCAAAAAUACCUUCACCUGCUCUCAGUGUGGAAAGAGUUUCAAAUGUAAAAGCAGUCUUAAUAAACACAUGAGAGUUCAUAUUGGAGAGAAACCAUACAAGUGCUCACACUGUGAAAAGAGUUUUAUUCAGUCAAAGAGCUUGAGAUCACAUGAGAGAAUUCAUACUGGAGAGAAACCAUACAAGUGCUCACACUGUGGAAAGAGUUUCACUCGGUCACAAGACCUGAAAACACAUGAGAGAAUUCAUACUGGAGAGAAACCUUACAAGUGCACACACUGUGAAAAGUGUUUUAAUCUGUCAAAUACCUUGAGAUCACACGAGAGAAUUCAUACUGGAGAGAAACCAUACAAGUGCUCACACUGUGGAAAGAGUUUCAUUCAGUCACAAAACUUGAAAACACACGAGAGAAUUCAUACUGGAGAGAAACCUUACAAGUGCUCACAAUGUGAAAAGAGUUUUUCUCUGUCAAACAGCUUGAGAGCACAUGAGAGAUUUCAUACUGGAGAGAAACCAUACAAGUGUUCACACUGUGGAAAGAGUUUCAUUCAGUCAGAACACCUAAAAACACAUGAAAGAAUUCAUACGGGAGAGAAACCAUACAAGUGUUCACACUGUGGAAAGAGUUUCACUCGGUCAGAAAGCCUGAAAACACAUGAGAGAACUCAUACUGGAGAGAAACCAUACAAGUGCUCACUCUGUGGAAAGAGUUUCAUUCAGUCACAAAACCUGAAAACACACGAGAGAAUUCAUACUGGAGAGAAACCUUACAACUGCUCACACUGUGGAAAGAGUUUCACUCUGUCAAACAGCUUGAGAUCACAUGAGAGAAUUCAUACUGGAGAGAAACCUUACAAGUGCUCACAAUGUGGAAAGAGUUUCACUCUGUCAAACAGCUUGAGAUUACAUGAAAGAAUUCAUACUGGAGAUAAACCUCACAAGUGCUCACACUGUGGAAAGAGUUUCACUCAGUCAAGCAGCUUGAGAGCACAUGAGAGAAUUCAUACUGGAGAGAAACCUUACAAGUGCUCACAAUGUGGAAAGAGUUUCACUCUGUCAAACAGCUUGAGAUUACAUGAGAGAAUUCAUACUGGAUAGUCUUGUCUAAUUGGUUGUUGCACAAGAUGACGCUUGUUAGCUUUCACCACACGACUAUGUGCAUGUUUAUGUCUGAUUGUAUGAGUGCUCAUUGAAACUGAGUGAGAACACACGGUGUGAUCGCGGUGUUGCUUUGAGGAUAAACUUCCAAAGGAGACCUGGUUGAGACCAGCAUGAGCGUGUUUAAAAGUAAAGAAAGAAAUGAUGGUGGUUUAUCAUUGACGAUAGAUAACAUUCACUUUACAUUGUUGUGUGCCUCAACCAGCAGCGACGAGCUGACCAAUGAUAUGAAGUAAAUAGUGUUAAAAUUGUAGGUAACACUUUACAAUAAGGUUCUGUAUGUCAACAUGCAAUAGCUAACAUGAAAUAACUAACAAUACUUUUACAGCAUUUAUUAACCUUCAUUAAUGUUCAUUUCUAUCUACAUUUACAUGGGGCAUAUGAACUAAUGGUUUUUUAACAAUGAACAAUAUAUUUAAAUGAAACAUUAACCAAAUGCAUUAAGCAAUGUUUACGAAUUGAACAUUAUUGUGAAGUGUUACCAAAAAGUUGCAUGUGUAAUCAGACGUAAGACACAAACAGAAAUUGUAACUUUAUAACUGUUGGUUGUUGUCCAACAGAGGAUUAAUGUGACCUUAUUUACUCUACAGUUGUAUAUUCAACUUCAAAUUGUGUAUCUUACUGAAUCUGUAUCCAAGCCUAGCAUUAUUAAUUCUUUUCACAGAAACUUAGAUGAGCUACUGAAGUUUAUUAUCGUUCUUACCUUCAUAGUCAUCGAUGUAACUGCGUACUUACUGUAACAUGUUGACAUGUUGGUUAUGGUUUAAUUCUAACUGAUAAGAGAAAUUUGUGUUCUGUAUUUUACUGGGUUGUAAUGUCUUGCAUUGAUAGCUGUUACUGAAUGUUUAGUGUAUUGGGGGAGACCGUGAAGAAGGGGUUCACCGCUGUUUUUAAGUUACUAGAUCACAUCUUAUUUUCACAACUCGUGUUUUCUGGAGUACGUUGUUCUGUUAGAUUUUUUCACUUUUGGAUGAGCAAUCCCUUUCAAGACUCUGAUCCACAUUAAGGUUGUUGGUAGAGUUGUUAAGAUGUGAAUGAACCUUAUGUUGUUUUUUCUUGAACCAUGUGAACCAGACUUUAUGCUUAUAUCUUUAUGCUUAGGUCUGGAUACACAAGACUGAGGCUGAUUUGGACCUC